AUGAAGCCCAUCAUCCUCCCCCUCCUCUUGGUCUUCAUAGGCCUGGCUGCUGCCUGGUCGAAAGAAGACUAUGAGAUCUUCCGUCUGCGGGAUGAGGUCGCCUCCGCCGAAGGGACCAAUACCACUUUCUACGAUUUCCUCGGAAUUCGCCCAAACGCAAACCACGAUCAAAUCACCAAAGCCCAUCGCCAGAAGUCCCGAACCCUCCACCCGGACAAGGUGAAGCGCUCCUUCAUCGCCGACUACGCCAAGGACAAGAGCAAGUCCAAAACUACCAAGCCAGGUGUCCAUGUCAACUCCAGUCCCUCCAAGCGAGAAAUCGAGACCGCCGUCAAGGACGCCAACGCCCGCGCCGCUCGCCUGAACACCGUCGCCAAUAUCCUACGUGGCCCAACCCGUGAACGCUACGAUCACUUCCUCAAGAAUGGUUUUCCCCUCUGGAAAGGAACAGGAUACUACUACACUCGCUUCCGACCGGGUCUUGGUACGGUGCUGACAGGUCUUUUCCUCGUGUUUGGCGGUGGCGCUCAUUACGGUGCCUUGAUUCUGAGCUGGAAGCGACAGCGUGAAUUUGUCGAUCGGUAUAUUCGUCAAGCCCGUCGUGCGGCAUGGGGUGAUGAAUUGGGUGUUCGUGGUAUCCCUGGUAUUGACUCUGCUGGUUCGUCGGCACCUGCGCCUUCUUCGGAGUCGGAGCCUACAGCUGUUUCGGUCAAUCGGCGCCAGAAGCGGAUGAUGGAUAAGGAGAAUCGCAAGGAGAAAAAGGGUGGUGGUAAAGCACCGGCACGUAGCUCGGGUACCUCCACUCCUACUGAGGGAGUUGUUUCAACUGGGGAACGCAAGAGGGUUGUCGCGGAGAAUGGCAAGGUCUUGAUCGUUGAAGCUACCGGCAAUGUCUUCUUAGAGGAAGAGACGGAAGAAGGUGAACGCAAGGAGUUCCUCUUGGAUGUGGAUGAGAUCCAGCGUCCUUCUAUUCGGGAUACCAUUGUCUGCAAACUUCCUAUCUGGUGCUUCCAGAAGACUGUUGGUCGUAUUAUUGGCACUUCAGCGUAUGAGGAGGAGGAGGAGGAGGCCUUUGAGGAGCUCGAGGAUCUUGUUGAAGAAGCUACCGAGUCCACAUCAAUCUCGAAGUCGAAUGGGCGCUCAGCCCGUCGCCGUGGUAAGAAGGCCCAGCGAUCAUAA
Molecule: messenger RNA, 1179 nt
Organism: Penicillium angulare
Lineage: Eukaryota; Fungi; Ascomycota; Eurotiomycetes; Eurotiales; Aspergillaceae
Exons: 3
Coding region: 1-1179 (392 amino acids)
Cellular component (GO): endomembrane system
Source: RefSeq, a predicted model, not a curated record